This is a messenger RNA of Nicrophorus vespilloides, 1684 nucleotides long. RefSeq lists its product as uncharacterized. The record is from RefSeq and is a predicted model, not a curated record. NCBI's taxonomy places the organism in Eukaryota, Metazoa, Arthropoda, Insecta, Coleoptera, Silphidae. The coding region runs from base 1020 to 1649 and encodes 209 amino acids. The transcript has 2 exons.
AUUAUAAGUUAAUCGUUUUGUUUUGUUACUUUCUACACUUUUACAGAGUUUAACAAAAUUUGUAUAGUAGCAGUGUAGUUGAACUAGAAUGAGGGUUCAUAGUGUACGUAAUUUUUUACACUUUGAAGCAGAUCUGCUUAUGUCGCAAAUAUGCAUCAUGUAUAAAUCAGCAGAUACUACUACAAAAGAACGCAACCGUGGAUUGCAAAUAAGAUUGGAUUACGAGAAGAAGAAACACAGAUACCUAAUCAAGAAAAGGAUGACCAGUCGAGACUUAACAAUUAAUAGAAGCAGCGAUACUUGGAGAAGACGCAGCAUUCUUAAGGAACGUGAAUUCUGGCAGAAUCUUCUAAUAGAUUUAAAUGAAAUAAUUAUAUAUCUGAAGGAGUAUUGGACAGAAAUGGAUAGAGAAUUGCAAUAUAAUUGUAUGACCAGAAACGAAAAUAACUUAGAAGAUUGCAUGCAACAAUUGAACAUAAUUGGAGAAUACGUGGAAGAGCUCUUGGCCUACGCCAAAAGCAAAUUGCGAAAACUGAGCAUGGAUAUAACGAUGUCUACGUUUCUGGACAACUUUGAAAACAACAAUCGCAUCGCUGAUUAUAUAAAGAAGAAAAUCAAGUUUUUAUCAAGUUAUACAAGAACUUCAUUUUUCAAUAUAAAAAGGCAUCUUCGUGGAGAUUGCACUUGUUGUUGAUAUAGAAUCUCUACUGUUUUAAGUGUAUAAAUAAUCUAAUUUUAAUUAAUGACUUUAGCAAUGUUAUCAACGUUAGAUCAGUGAAAACCAUGAAAUUAGUAUUAUUAAUAUUUACAAUAUUUUAUUAUUGUACUCAUAUAAAAAGUUGGAAUUCAAAAAGUAAAUUGAUCGGAUGAUAUUGAGAGAUAAGGAUUUGAGUUGGAGUGAUGUGCAUUCGUUCACCGAAAAACGUCUUUUAUUUAUCGAUGUUUGAAGACGUUUCGAAUAAAAUUCCCGUUGCCACAUGGACUCACAUCAAUAAGUAUAAAAAUAAGUUAAUUAAAAAAUGGCGAAGAUGUUCGCCGAUCAUGAUGAUUUUCUGGAAAAAACUGAAAAGUUUCUGUGUCAUAUCGUUUUAGUAAAUAAUGUUCUUAGAGAAGACCGAAACAAGCGAAAUAAGGGUUUGAAGAUACGAUUAUCUUACGAAAAAAAGAAAAUGAUGUAUUUGAGUAAAAAGAAGGGUAUAGGAAGACGAUGUAUACUCAGCAGCAGGAUGAGCGAUGUCUGGCGAAGGAUCAAAGUGGAUGAAGAGAACCAGUUUUGGAGUGACCUGAAUUGGUUUCUGGAUGGAAUCCAGGCGAAUAUCACAUCCUACAUGUUUAAUAUCAAAAACGAGAUAUCCAAGUGCCAUAUGGAUCCCAAAGAAAUAUUACUGAGACAUUGGAAGCGGCAGCUGCACAUUCCCAUUUUAAAUUUAAAAAUGAUUUUGGACGAUAUCGAAUUGAAUGUGAUCAAUUUGGAUUUGAACAUGUCCAUGGAUGAAUUUUUAACUAGUUUGGAGUCGAACAAUACGAAUCUGGAGGACUUCGAUUGCGCUAUCAAUAAGAUGCUCGUGUAUACUCGUAAUCUUUUACGCGAUAUUAAGACACACGUAUGUAAUGCUUGCGAGGAUUGCAAUAUCUGCAAAUUUAUUUAAAAUUUUACAGUCCAUCAGACGGCGAAUCAUUGCAA